Molecule: messenger RNA, 1050 nt
Organism: Myzus persicae (green peach aphid)
Lineage: Eukaryota; Metazoa; Arthropoda; Insecta; Hemiptera; Aphididae
Exons: 2
Coding region: 201-785 (194 amino acids)
Source: RefSeq, a predicted model, not a curated record
GUCGAGUCGUGCCGAGUCGUACAAGUGGUUACGUGCCGCGCUGUAGCUGUCGAGUCCGGCAGUUGUGGCACAGGUGUCGAUCGCUUCGGAUGUCGUUUAGUCACCGGACAAUCACGGUUCUCGACCGCCGCUGCUGCGUUGCCCGAUCAGACCUGACCUGACCUAUCACUAAUUCUCUAAAGCCGACCAUACACGGUACUAUGGAGAGACCUGGACCGCCACCCCUCAUCGACAUGGAAUGGUGGCAUCACUUGGAGGAAAUCGAAUCCGACUCCGACUCCGAAUCCUCUAUCGACGAAUCCGACGAUGGGCUCGAAGAUGCUGGAGAAAACUCAGACCCCGAGGAAAUCAUCGUCGACCGGACGUAUCGAUUGCCACAAGGAUUGCGCGAAGAACUGAUUCCCGACGACGUUGAUGACGAAAAUGUUGGAAUUGAAAUCGGCAGGAGACGGCAUGACCGGCACGUACCAACGAGCCUAGUGUCCCGAGGAGACGACGAUCAAAGUUUCAAGCGCAGGACUUACGCAUUUCGGAAAUACCUCAGAUCAUUGGACACUACUCCUGAAAUGACGGAAGAAUUGUUUCAAGGAGGAUUCAGACCCCAAGUAAUAAUCGGCAUGAUGACGAAGCGUCGGAGAAUUUUCUACUUUGGUCAGUGGGUCAGAAAUUGUAGGCGUGAAACCUAUAUAUUAGAGGCUAGCGUAGUGAAAUGCAAUUACCCGAAUUUGGUGAUAGAUUUUCACCAACAAAUGAUACUCAAGAAAAAUAGAUUUGAGAAAAUAUGAAAAUAAACAUUUUAAUAUUAUGUAAACAUUAUUUUUUUAACUGUACUAUGUAAAUGCGAUGACGUUUUUUUUAAAUGGCCCUCAGCCACAAGUCAUUUGAAUGUGUGGGGGUUACGGUUUGGUUUUGGUAUAACACAUGUUGAUUCGUCGCCAAAGACCAUGGUCACCUAUUUAGCGAUGCCGUAUCACGCCAUAGUGAAUAUUGCAUCAACCAUUCCAAUUGCCCCUAUAAUAUAUUUUCAUAAAAUAAUUACCUAUUUUCUAU